Molecule: messenger RNA, 1131 nt
Organism: Synchytrium microbalum
Lineage: Eukaryota; Fungi; Chytridiomycota; Chytridiomycetes; Synchytriales; Synchytriaceae
Exons: 10
Coding region: 1-1131 (376 amino acids)
Biological process (GO): pyrimidine nucleotide import into mitochondrion
Cellular component (GO): mitochondrion
Molecular function (GO): pyrimidine nucleotide transmembrane transporter activity
Source: RefSeq, a predicted model, not a curated record
AUGUCGCAGCUGGCACCAGCAUAUCGAGCCCAACUGGCUUCACAGUCAUCAACAUCUGAACAGCAGAAAUCUCAAAAGCAGCUGCAGCCGGCUGUUCCUUCGUAUGUCCAUUUCUUGGCUGGAGGGAUUGGAGGAACAGUUGGAGCUGCUGUGACAUGUCCGUUAGAGGUAGUCAAGACGCGAUUACAGUCAUCAUUAUACCAUAGUCCGCAAGACCAAAUACAGCAUAGAAACCCAUUACGGGCUGUAUGGGGUCAUGUUAGAGGUGUCGUGUCUAUACUAGUGCAAAUACAACAAAAGGAAGGAGUGAGGGCGCUUUUCAAGGGGUUGGGACCGAAUCUUAUUGGUGUCGUGCCAGCUAGAGCCAUAUAUUUCGGUGUAUACAAUCACGGAAAGGCCUUUUAUACCCAACUCAAUAAAGGACAUGAGACGUCCAUUGUACACAUGUCGUCCGCUAUAACGGCUGGAACGGUUGUUGCUACUGUGACUAGUCCUAUAUGGCUUGUGAAAACUAGAAUGCAACUGCAAUCAGAAGUAGGCCAUUUGGAAGGUGGACCAAGAUACCGAAAUAGUUUCCAUUGUUUUUAUGUAGUUGUUAGGAAUGAGGGGAUACGAGGACUGUAUAAAGGGUUGACUGCUAGUUACCUCGGACUGGCUGAAUCAACACUACAAUUUGUUACAUAUGAAUAUUUGAAGAAGGCGAUAGUAGAGAGAAGGAGUAGACAGAGAGAGUUGUUAGAUGCACAGAAUUCUAAUUUUAUUAAUCGAACGGGGUCGUCACAGAGGACACCGAUGGAAUGGUUGGACACAUUCCUAGUAGCAGCAGGCGCGAAAUUGAUGGCUGCUAUUGUUACAUAUCCUCAUGAGGUGUUACGAACACGCAUGCGCCAAAACCCAGACUCGAACGGAAUCUCCAAAUACCGCGGUAUCAUAUCAUCAACGAAACUGAUAUACCAAGAAGAAGGCAUACUUGCUUUUUAUGGUGGAAUGACGGCUCAUUUGAUGAGAGUUGUGCCUAAUGCCGCUAUACUGUUUUUGUGUUAUGAGGUGGUGGUGUCGCUUGCAUCGUCUUCAACUGAUUCCUUACCUACGACAAGUAGUAGUGCAAUUAAAAGCAAGUCAUCAUCAUAG